Aureococcus anophagefferens is the source of this 754-nucleotide messenger RNA. RefSeq names its product expressed protein. The record is from RefSeq and is a predicted model, not a curated record. Lineage: Eukaryota; Pelagophyceae; Pelagomonadales; Pelagomonadaceae. The annotation marks the transcript as partial. The transcript has 3 exons.
AAUGUCAUGUGAAACGCAACUUGAUUUUAUGAGCACCACCUACAAUCACUGCUUUGGGACACCACACUGGUGAGCUGGCUAACGACUUGGCUUCGAGCUGACACAAUGAUUCGAUCAGUUCUCGGCAAGGCAGUCUCUCGCGGGUCUGCAAUCCUAAGCAGCCUUGACGAGCAGCUGAACGACGAGAUAUCCACGGACGAAUCCGUCGAGGGCGCGACACUGCGUCCCGUAUUGAUCUCAGAAGAAGAAGAAGUGAAACUCGAGUCUUACGAGAGCUGUGAGUCGUUGCGCGGGAAGGUCGCCAAGCUGCGAUGUAUGGUCGUGGCCCUGGAACAUUCGUUGGAAGAGGAACGGGCAACAAGUAAGGAGACCAGUGAGAAGCUUAGUCUCGCGCUCACGGAGUCGUCGACAAUUGAUAGUCUCGUCGAUGAGUAUGGCAAGUUGUCUCGUGAGGCAGCACGUCAGGCAGACGAAGAUGCCCAGCAAAUCGCAGAGCUUUUGGUACGCGACGAAGAGCAGCGUGCCAAGCUCCAGAUAUUCGAGGCUCAAAUCAUGUCACUAACAGAGGCAGACGAUACCAAGGUAUCGGACCUCGUUGCAUCAGGCGCCGUCUGUCAUCAACGUCCGACUGUUGCAGUCGACUCAGCACGCCUCUUUGCAGCAGUCCGUGCAGCCAAAGCACGUAACUUUGAGCUUGAACUCGAGCUUGUCGACGCGAGGAAGAAGGUACAUACUGGUGGUUAUGCGCUUGGAC